AUGACUCUCUUUGAUGGCGUCUACCCCUUCUACCCGCAGCAGAGGAAGGUCUUUGUGUUCGAUGUCAGCACCAUCAUAGUAAUCGUGGUCUUCCUAACGUUCGCUUGCAGCUUCCUGCUCAUCAUCCCCGGCAUCCGCGGACGGGCGAGGAUCUACUGGACGCUCCGGGUUCUUCUCAGCCUCGUCGUGGGAGUGGUGAUUGUCGUUGUCCAGUUCACGGGGGACUGGGAGACCGGCUGGGUGAAGGCAAACACCUCCUACAAGUCCUUCAGCCGUGCCCUGGUGAACGUGGACGUUGGGCUGCAUGUUGGCCUGGCGGGGGUGAACGUCACACUCAUGGGAAACCCGGUGAAUCAGGUCAACGAGACCAUCGACUACAACGAGCACUUUGCCUGGAGCUUCAAUGCAGACUAUGACCAGAGCUACAGUGAAGGGCUGGAGAGGGGGCUGCCCAGCCCUAUCCUCUAUGUGGCGGAGAAGUUCACCACGCAAAGCCCCUGCAGCAUGCACAGGCAGUACCGCAUCUCCAGCCACUACGCAUCGGCCACUCUCUGGGUGGCCUUUUGCACUUGGCUCAUCUCCAACAUACUCUUCUCCAUGCCCGUCCUAGUCUAUGGAGGCUACAUGCUGCUGGUCACAGGGGCCUUCAUGAUCUUUUCGUUGCUCUCGUUCUCCACUGUGAAGAACUCCCUGAUGUGCCCGAUCCAGUUUGGGACUGCAGUCCUGCGCACAGGCUAUGGGGGAUCUUUCUGGCUCAUGCUAGUGAUUGGCUUGCUCUGUUUUGUGGCUGGGAUCACUGUUGUCGCACUGCACUACUUCAACUUGGACCUACUGAAAACUUUCUUUGAUCUCCAUGAGGACAAAGCAGAGGAGUACCAGGAGAUGACUGAAGUGUAUGUCAACCCUCAUUUUGUGAACAAAGGACUGUCUCCUUCUCAGCUGUCCAAACUCAACUCCAAAGGCAUCUAG
Aptenodytes forsteri (emperor penguin) is the source of this 969-nucleotide messenger RNA. It is a transcript of the gene DUOXA2, whose product is annotated as dual oxidase maturation factor 2. The transcript has 6 exons. Gene Ontology annotation, cellular component: endoplasmic reticulum membrane. Lineage: Eukaryota; Metazoa; Chordata; Aves; Sphenisciformes; Spheniscidae. The coding region runs from base 1 to 969 and encodes 322 amino acids. Gene Ontology annotation, biological process: protein transport. The record is from RefSeq and is a predicted model, not a curated record.